Molecule: messenger RNA, 544 nt
Organism: Meriones unguiculatus (Mongolian gerbil)
Lineage: Eukaryota; Metazoa; Chordata; Mammalia; Rodentia; Muridae
Gene: Micos10
Product: mitochondrial contact site and cristae organizing system subunit 10
Exons: 4
Coding region: 94-324 (76 amino acids)
Cellular component (GO): mitochondrial inner membrane; MICOS complex; mitochondrion
Source: RefSeq, a predicted model, not a curated record
GAAGCCUACGGCGGCGGCCGGCUCUCGCGAUAUUUGCCAUCAGAGCGCGGGGGGGCCCGGCCUGGAGGAGCGCUGCUGCUGCCGGAGGGGAACAUGUCGGAGUCUGACCUAGGCAGAAAGUGGGACCGGUGCAUGGCCGACGCAGUGGUGAAGCUAGGUACUGGUUUUGGAUUAGGAAUUGUCUUCUCCCUCACCUUCUUUAAAAGAAGAACGUGGCCCAUAGCCUUUGGCUCUGGCGUGGGACUGGGGAUGGCCUACUCCAACUGUCAGCACGACCUGCAGUCUCCGUAUAUGCUGCAUGGAAAAUUUGUCAAAGAGCAGUGACUUAUGCCGAGAAAAUCCCAGCGGGAGGAAAGAAAAACCAUGUUUAUUCCUCAGGAAUACUAAAGUGCCCUGGAGUGCGCUGACGUCCUAUGACAGUGCCAUCAGCAAUGCUUUCAACUCCAGCCACUGUUUAUGUGUUUGAAACCAAUUGUUUCUUUUGUAUUUUCUCUUUGGAAAUUGUAAGGAGGUGGUCUUAAAUAAAUUAAAAAUGGCAAGCCCA